AUGGCAAGUUUAACAGUGUUGUUGCAUCAUUCUGGCAAGUGGAACGAUGAGGGCAAUUACAUCGGUUUUUCAAUUGAGGGAAUACCGAUAAAGGAGUAUGCCUCCUUUAAUGAUCUGGUUGCUUCAAUUUCUAAUCAAUUGGGUAUAGAUUUGAGCUCAAAGACCAUUAAAAUUCAAUACAAAGUAGAAGGAAAUUGCACGCCAAUGGAAAUACACAAUGAUAUGGGUUAUAGAGUCUAUGCAUUAUUAUGUAUUUCAGAAGAUUGUGAAUGGAGGUUUAAGGCUUCAAGCAUUAACAAAUCAGAACUAUUCAAAGUGAAAGAAUUCAAUGAUAACCAUACAUGUCCGCUGAAGGACAAGAUGUAUGAGCAGCGGCAGGCUAGUAGCAGCCUUAUAGGUGGUAUGAUAAGGCCUACGCUUACCAACCAUAAGAGAAAAUACACCCCAAGGGAUAUUAUUGAUGAUGUGAAAUUAUAUUUAGGUGUAGAUGUUAGAUACAUGUUGACGUGGAGGGCUAAAGAAAAGGCAAUGAAUUUUUUGAGAGGUGAACCGGCUGAUUCAUACAAAACAUUACCAGGAUACUUAUAUACAAUGGAUAUGACAUAUCCAGGUUCCCACAUCAGAAUGGGGUUUGAUCAUUGUAGACCCAUUGUUGUUGUGGAUGGAAGUCACCUAAAAUCUUACUACACCGGGACAUUCGUUUCGGCAAGCACGUUGGAUGGUGCAGGUCAUAUAUUGCCACUAGCAUAUGGUGUUAUUGAUUCAGAGAACGAUGCUGCUUGGACGUGGCUCUUUGAGCAAUUAAAGAUAGCAUACGGUGACAGGAACAACAUGUGCAUCGUUUCAGAUAGAAAUGAGAGUAUCAUUAAAUCUGUAUCGAGAGUGUAUCCAGAUGUACCGCAUUUUGCUUGUAUAUGGCAUCUAUGA
Nicotiana attenuata is the source of this 927-nucleotide messenger RNA. RefSeq lists its product as uncharacterized. Bases 1 to 927 code for a protein of 308 amino acids. The transcript is spliced from 4 exons. The record is from RefSeq and is a predicted model, not a curated record. Lineage: Eukaryota; Viridiplantae; Streptophyta; Magnoliopsida; Solanales; Solanaceae.